This is a messenger RNA of Aspergillus viridinutans, 2352 nucleotides long. RefSeq lists its product as uncharacterized. The transcript has a single exon. The record is from RefSeq and is a predicted model, not a curated record. Lineage: Eukaryota; Fungi; Ascomycota; Eurotiomycetes; Eurotiales; Aspergillaceae. Bases 1 to 2352 code for a protein of 783 amino acids.
AUGGAACUUGCAUUCAACGUCACUGGCCCUGGCCCGCUCAGUCAGGUAGGAGUUCAUAUCCUCAGCUUGGAUACCGCCGUCAAUUUGGCUACUGGGGCGAUUGGAUGGUGGAAGUCGCGCAGCCGAUCCCUUUCUCUAGUGGAGUCCAUCUCAGCUAGCAAAGCGUCACUAGUAUGCAGCAGUAGUUUCAACGUCGUCAGUUAUCGAGACCGGAGAAGUCAGACAGGACGUGUAAGGGGACUUGCUGUUCAGAAUAAUGAGCUCAGUGCCAUUCCAGGGAGUAUAAUGCAGACUGCUGUCUCGAAUGACCCAGGGCUCGACUGUCUCAGGGCGCUUACAACGGGUCUCCUGGUCUUUUAUGACGUCCAGAAAGUUACGACCAUUCUUGCAGAUGUCGUUCCCUUUGGCAUGCUUCAGCCGGAUCAUGACGAUGGAAUGCCUGAGUUUGCAGGGCCUCUCCUCUCUAGUCUUCGGGACUGGGUGGCUUCUGUCGCGGCGGAGGAGGACUGCAAUACCUAUCGAUCUCAUCUGUUGGAUUUGGCUUCGACAGCCCAGGAUAAGCUGAUAGGAAUGGGAAUACCGCGCAGUGCGAUCUUAGAUCACAGUGCUGAUGACACCAACCAUCUUCUCGGAGCUUUGAGGUGGAUGGUGACACCACGCCAUAGGCGCGAUGUAACAAACUAUCCUACUCGCUCUCUCUACGUUUGGAGGACAGCCGUUGUCAUGGCAGAGCUCGCGUUUGACAUCUCUGCAUCCUCGGAACUAAUCCAGACGGAGACUCAGUAUCAGGAAUUUAUAAACAACACUACAGACUUCAGCCACUACUCUGACAUCGCUCUCGUUACCACUUCUGUUGGCGAUACCGACCCCUGGAUGCUUCAGCAGGUACACAUGGAGUCGCUUCGGCUACGGCCGCAGGUGACACCAAUCCGCAGUAUACCCCAUAGUGUGUUUGGCCACGUGGGCCUGGAAGCUGGAAAUGUCGAACCGGAAGAGCUCGUUGAAAUAUGGAACAUCUCCUUCCGUUACGCCAAGGCCGCCGUGGGCGCUCCCUCAUUAACACGUGGGGGGAACGUCCUCCUUCCUGCUGGCAGUGACAUGGAGCUAGUACGAGAAAGCCAUAAGCACCUUGUUGGCAUUUGGUCGCCGCAUAUGGCACGGAUCCUCCGCCCUGCGAUGGAGUUAUAUAUCCCCGCAUCUUCCCGAGAUCCAGCUUGGUCCCAGACAGAGAUCUUAGCGUACCUGGAGCGUCAGAGGAGCGGUGAUCCAGAAACUACUCUUAAUGACCAUGAUGUGAGGAACAAUGUAUUGAAAUUAUCAGCAAUUCUUCUCGGCUCUAUAUACGGGGCCUGCUUCCAAUCAUUGAAUCCAAUGGUAGCCGCCAACGGAAGAGAGGGAAGAGACGCUGCUUCAUCCGAGUUCCUGGAAGUUGCAUUUUCCCCAGAGAGAAUCAUUGAAGACAAGCUGUUCCGAUGGACAGCGACUCUAGGCCUCGCUCUGGGCGGUCUUCUGGAAUCGAGCAGGUGGACCGGUCUUCUCCUUGAACUCACUACAGGUGUUGAGCACCCGAAGCCUUUGGACGAACAGCCUUCUGCGGGACUCUUGGGCCGUCGGCUGAACCUCACAUCUGCUCAAUCCGGUGUCAUAAACGAGUCUCACGUGAGAGUGUCUGACAUCUUCGGGUGCCAAGCAAACGGAGUUUUCGCAAUAUCCGAAUUCAUCGUUCGACCGUCAACAGACGCAAGCAGCUCUCUGAAGUUCCACGUCGGCACAGGCCGUAUACUGAACCUCCCAGUUGACGAGUCAGGUUACGUCCGGGAAUCUCCCAUAAGCGCCUCCGCCCUAGAGCUGCCCAUAGACCCUUCCCCCAGCUUAGAGAUGCUGUCAAGACAAAGUGGUGCCUCUAGCACGCCCAACGACUUCCGGAUUGAUGCAGAGCCGCAUUGGGACGUGAACGCGCAAAAUAUAUGCUUUGUGAUUCGCAGUGCAGGAGUUGUAGUUUCCACCUUGAGGAUAUCGUUGGUCUUGGAGCGAUUACUCAACCAAGUUGUCUCGUGUAAAUGCGGAGAGCCACAGAGUUCAGUGCGAGUUCCACUUUCCGAGAGAUGGCAGGCGGUUACAGUCUACCAGAUACUUCGGCCCAGUUACCCCGGUGGGUCUCGAUUGAGUGCAUACAUCAGAGACGAGGACAAAAUUAUGGUGGACGUUGAAGGCGACGAGGUGAAGCGGAUUCUUGUGGUGGGGUCGUUGAGGUGUCGCAAGGUUAUACUAUGUCCGGAUUGCGUGCGCUGCGCAUAUGACAAUAUUAAAAACAGGGAAAAGAGGGAGAGCGUGGCUUUAAUUGUUGGGUAA